Molecule: messenger RNA, 1674 nt
Organism: Penicillium nucicola
Lineage: Eukaryota; Fungi; Ascomycota; Eurotiomycetes; Eurotiales; Aspergillaceae
Exons: 3
Coding region: 1-1674 (557 amino acids)
Biological process (GO): amino acid transmembrane transport
Cellular component (GO): membrane
Molecular function (GO): amino acid transmembrane transporter activity
Source: RefSeq, a predicted model, not a curated record
AUGGGUUCUACGGACCCCCCUCCCUAUGUCGAAAGUGCGAACGAGAUCUCAACUGAGCCCGAUAAUGACGUCCAAGACACCAAGCAAGCCGGCGUCAAGCAAACCGGCACCAAGGAGGCGGACACUGAGCAAAGCUACCCGGAACCGAAUCCCGGCGAGCUGAAGCGCAAGCUGAAGAGCAGGCAUCUUCAGAUGAUCGCUAUCGGUGGAACAAUCGGAACAGGACUUUUCAUCUCCAGUGGCACUGCAAUCGCAUACUCCGGACCUGCAGGCGCAUUGAUCGCUUAUAUCUUCGUCGGCUCCAUCGUGUACUCGGUCAUGAGCUCUCUCGGCGAGGUCGCAACAUACAUCCCAAUCCCCGGUGCCUUCACAUCUUACGCGGCGCGUCUAAUCGACCCCAGUCUGGGCUUUUCCAUGGGUUGGAUCUACUGGUUCAACUGGGCUUCUACCUUUGCGGUCGAAUUAACCGCCACCGGAACGAUCAUCCAGUACUGGAACAGCGAGUUGAAUAUUGCGAUUUUCAUCGGAGUAUUUUGGGUUCUCAUUACAGCUUUGAACUUCCUUCCUGUGAACUUCUACGGCGAGUUGGAGUUCUGGUUCUCGACUAUCAAGGUGGCAACCGUCAUCGGAUUCAUGAUCUUCGCCAUUUGUAUUGAUGUCGGUGUCGGAGAUCAGGGCUAUAUUGGAUUUAAGAAUUGGCAUCACCCCGGAGCCUUUGCUACGCACUUGGUCAGCUCGCCGGAGUCUGUCGGCAAAUUCGUUGGUUUCUGGGCUGUCCUUGUUCAGGCAGGCUUCUCCUACCAGGGAACUGAGCUUGUCGGUGUCGCUGCAGGAGAGACUGAGAACCCCCAGAAGACUGUGCCCUCAGCCAUUCGCAAGACGUUUGUCCGUAUUCUUCUUUUCUUCGUUCUGACCAUCUUCUUUAUCGGCCUGUUGGUUCCAUACGACAACAAGCGCCUCGCCACUGCCGAGACCAACGCCUCCUCAUCUCCAAUGGUCAUCGCUGCCGAUCUCGCUGGAGUAAAGAUUCUGCCUAGCUUGAUCAACGCCGUCCUCCUCAGUGUUGUGCUUUCAGCCGCCAACUCCAAUGUCUACAGUGGUAGCCGAGUCCUGACCGGACUGGCCUACGAGGGCUUCGCCCCCGCCUGCUUCGGCUGGGUCACGAAGCACGGCGUCCCAUAUAUCAGCGUGGCAUUCACUUCCUUAUUUGGUCUUCUUGGAUUCAUGAACGUUUCCAACGAUGCCGGUCAAGUCUUCACCUGGCUCGUGAACCUGUCCAGUGUCGCCGGAUUCGUGACAUGGGCUUGUAUCAACGCUUCUCACAUCGCAUUCAUGCGCGCUCUUGCUGCCCGCAACAUUUCUCGCGAUACCCUUCCCUACAAGGCUAUCCUCCAACCAUACCUUGCCUGGUACGGACUCUUCUUCAACGUCCUCAUUGCCCUAACCCAGGGUUUCACGUCUUUUAUCCCGGUCUUCAAUGUCUCCGACUUUUUCGUCGCUUACAUUUGCAUUAUCAUCUUUGUGGUACUCUGGGCUGGCCACAAGAUCAUCUUCCGCUCGGCGUUUAUUCGUCCAGAAGAGGCUGAUCUUGAUACCGGUCGUCUACAGUAUGAAAAGCCAACCGGACCUCCCAAGGCCUGGUAUUGGAGGGUAUGGGGUUGGGUUACCAAGUAA